AAAGUAGCAUAACGGUUUAUAAUCCUGUCCUUAAAAUCUUCCCUGUCUUGUGAAAUAAACCAUUUUUUUAAGAUCAAAAAUAAGUUGUCUGCCGAACGAUAUUUAACGUUUAACAAAAACGAUGAAUUCCAUCCUUGGUAGAAAAGUUUGUUCUUUGAACGCAAUUAAGCAUCUUCGGUCAAUGUCACAAUUGGGAGAUUUAGGAAGUGGAGCUGGAAAAGGAGGUGGUGGUGGUGGAUCCAUUAGAGAGGCUGGUGGAGCCUUUGGUAGGGCUGAGGCUGCUAAAGAAGAAGAAUACUUUUAUAAGAAGCAAAAACAACAACUAAAAGAACUGAAGAGCCACCUUCAUGAUGAAAUAGCUUUCCAUGAGGAACAGAUCAAGAGACAUCAAGAAGCUAUUGCUCGCCACAAGGAAGGGAUGAAGAAACUUGAGAAGUAAAUUGUUGUAAAUCAUCAGUAAUUUUCUCUUUUUAUAUUAAAUAUAUGAUUAGCUUUGUGAUCUAUAGUUAUCAUCGUUAUAGUUAUCUAUAAUUUUGAGAAUAGAGGUUUUUGCUGCUAAAUUUGCUUAAAUUAAUAUAUAGGAUAUGUGUU
Messenger RNA from Anthonomus grandis grandis, 591 nucleotides. RefSeq names its product ATPase inhibitor, mitochondrial-like. NCBI's taxonomy places the organism in Eukaryota, Metazoa, Arthropoda, Insecta, Coleoptera, Curculionidae. Gene Ontology annotation, biological process: negative regulation of ATP-dependent activity. Gene Ontology annotation, cellular component: mitochondrion. The transcript is spliced from 3 exons. The coding region runs from base 122 to 439 and encodes 105 amino acids. The record is from RefSeq and is a predicted model, not a curated record. Gene Ontology annotation, molecular function: ATPase inhibitor activity.